Messenger RNA from Cavia porcellus (domestic guinea pig), 2997 nucleotides. It is a transcript of the gene Pou3f3, whose product is annotated as POU class 3 homeobox 3. The record is from RefSeq and is a predicted model, not a curated record. Gene Ontology annotation, molecular function: DNA-binding transcription factor activity, RNA polymerase II-specific; RNA polymerase II cis-regulatory region sequence-specific DNA binding. Lineage: Eukaryota; Metazoa; Chordata; Mammalia; Rodentia; Caviidae. Bases 51 to 1538 code for a protein of 495 amino acids. The transcript has a single exon. Gene Ontology annotation, biological process: brain development; regulation of transcription by RNA polymerase II. Gene Ontology annotation, cellular component: nucleus.
GGGCGCGGGGCGCGGCGGUGGCGGCCGUGGGGUGGCGCGAGCGGGGCGGCAUGGCCACGGCGGCCUCUAACCCGUACCUGCCUGGCAGCAGCCUGCUGGCGGCCGGCUCCAUCGUGCACUCUGACGCGGCGGGCGGCGGUGGGGGCGGCGGCGGCGCGGGGGGCGGCGCGGGGGGCGGCGGCGGCGCCAUGCAGCCGGGAAGCGCCGCCGUGACCUCGGGCGCCUACCGCGGGGACCCGGCCUCCGUCAAGAUGGUGCAGAGUGACUUCAUGCAGGGGGCCAUGGCCGCCAGCAACGGCGGCCAUAUGCUGGGCCACGCGCACCAGUGGGUCACCGCCCUACCCCACGCCGCUGUCGCCGCUGCCGCCGCCGCCGCCGCGGUGGAGGCCAGCGCACCCUGGUCCGGCAGCGCGGUGGGCAUGGCCGGGAGCCCGCAGCAGCCGCCCCCACCCCCACCCCCACCCCCGCAGGGCCCCGACGUGAAGGGCGGCGCGGGGCGCGAUGAUUUGCACGCGGGCGCGGCGCUGCACCACCGCGGACCGCCGCACCUGGGGCCCCCACCGCCGCCCCCACACCAGGGCCACCCGGGGGGCUGGGGUGCUGCUGCUGCCGCUGCCGCCGCUGCUGCUGCCGCCGCCGCCGCCGCUCAUCUCCCGUCCAUGGCCGGAGGCCAGCAGCCGCCGCCGCAGGGCCUGCUGUACUCGCAGCCCGGGGGCUUCACCGUGAACGGCAUGCUGAGCGCGCCUCCCGGGCCCGGCGGCGGCGGUGGCGGCGGUGGUGGAGGCGCAGGCGGCGCUGCGCAGAGCCUGGUGCACCCGGGGCUGGUUCGCGGUGACACGCCUGAACUGGCUGAGCACCACCACCACCAUCACCACCACGCACACCCGCACCCUCCCCACCCGCACCACGCGCAGGGCGCCCCGCAUCACGGCGGCGCAGGGCCCGGACUCAACAGCCACGACCCGCACUCGGACGAAGAUACACCGACGUCCGACGACCUGGAGCAGUUCGCCAAGCAGUUCAAACAACGGCGCAUCAAGCUGGGCUUCACGCAGGCGGAUGUGGGGCUGGCGCUGGGCACGCUGUACGGCAACGUGUUCUCCCAGACCACCAUUUGCCGUUUCGAGGCCCUGCAGCUGAGCUUCAAGAACAUGUGUAAGCUGAAGCCGCUGCUGAACAAGUGGUUGGAGGAGGCGGACUCCAGCACCGGCAGCCCCACCAGCAUCGACAAGAUCGCAGCGCAGGGCCGCAAGCGCAAGAAGCGGACCUCCAUCGAGGUGAGCGUCAAGGGCGCGCUGGAGAGCCACUUCCUCAAGUGUCCCAAGCCUUCGGCGCAGGAGAUCACCAACCUGGCCGACAGCCUGCAGCUGGAGAAGGAGGUGGUUCGGGUCUGGUUCUGCAACCGGCGCCAAAAGGAGAAGCGCAUGACGCCGCCCGGGAUCCAGCAGCAGACGCCCGACGAUGUGUACUCGCAGGUGGGCACCGUGAGCGCCGACACGCCGCCGCCGCACCACGGGCUACAGACCAGCGUGCAGUGAGCGAGCGCCUGGGCGCCGCGCGCAGAGGGCCGCGGCCGCCGCCGAGUCGCCACCAGGCCACAAACGGGCCGCCUGCGAACGCCCAGCCGCCGCAGAGCCUGCACCGCGGCGCCCGGCCCGAGCCCCGGCGCCGCCGCCCUCCCCUCCGCCCACAGACAGGCGUGCCCGCCCUUGGAGGAAAAAUUGAGGGAGACACGGACCAAGGAGACUUUUUCCUUUUAAUUUCUUUACAUUUUUUUUUGCAAGUCCAAGGAAGGAGGGACCAAAAAAUUUAAAAAGCAUAAUACAUACCUAGACUGUUUUAUACACAUAUAUACAAACAAAACCGGAAGAGGAAAAGAAGCAACCGCGAGAUCUCAUUUAUGCUGUGGUGGUGUUCUGUUUUUUUAUUUUCAAGAAGGUUGAAGAUGCCUAACACCAAAACUGCACUGGCGAGGUGUUCUGUGCCCAAGAGAUGUCCUGUAAGGCAGCCACGGACAGCGCCUGCCCUGUCCUGCUGCCUCUUGGAGGGAAAAAGAGUCCCCUUCCUUUUCUUCCACCUCCGGAACACGCUUUCCUGGGAGCCACCUGCAAGACAGCCACAACGCCAGGCUCCCUGGGAGCUGAUUCUGGGCUGCAGGAACCUGUGCGUCUUGGCCAUAGUAAGCCAUUUGGGAACUAACAAAUCAGCUAUGACACAGGAAGGAGAAAGGUGCAAGAAACAGUCUCCAGGGGAAAAAAAAUCAGUGUCUGAAAUUAACAGACUGAACAGCAAAGCCAAAAGAAAGUAUCCUCAAAGUAACCUUGGGAAUAAAAGCGUCAGGAGGGAGCAGAGGAUGGACUGGGACAGUGGGGUGCCCAGCAUGCAGAGAAGCCAGGCCCAGCCGGCCUCAGAGCCAGGCCCUACCCUACCGGCUUCUCCCACUGCGCGUACAGGGCAGACCGUGCCUAAAGAUGCCACCGCUGAUAUUUUUUUUAUUAAUAUUUUUUAUUUUUUAUUUCUGGACUGACUCCGAUAAAGGGAUUUAGAGAGACUGAGCACCAGCCGCUGCACUUCCCUGCCGCCUGACCUCAGCCCCUGGCCAACCUUGACUGAUGGGCGCUGUGGAAGUGAUUAUAUAAUACUGCCAUUUGCAAGCAGUGUUUUUGGUAGGUUUUAAUAAACAGACUUUUCAAAAGACGGCAAUAUAGAAUCGUUAGAUCCGUUGUUGAUCUAAAAAUAUUUGCUUUAUAUUUUCAUUAAAUGACUUCUUUUAAUAUUUUAUUCAGAAUACUUAUGAACUGCUGCAAAACGGUAAUUUAUUUUUCCCCAGAUCUUGUAUUACGUGUUUUUUUCAGACGAGCACAAAUCAAAAUGAAAUGAAAAUAUGGACAGUUGUUAGGUAAUAAGGGUAUCUUUUGAUGUGAUCAUUUGAUUGUAAUUUAAUUUGAGUAGUGAUUCCGUAAGAGCUGAUCGAGAAAAUAAAUUUGUUAGAAGGAA